Molecule: messenger RNA, 860 nt
Organism: Syzygium oleosum
Lineage: Eukaryota; Viridiplantae; Streptophyta; Magnoliopsida; Myrtales; Myrtaceae
Product: 2-hydroxy-palmitic acid dioxygenase MPO1-like
Exons: 4
Coding region: 1-612 (203 amino acids)
Biological process (GO): sphingoid catabolic process
Cellular component (GO): endoplasmic reticulum
Source: RefSeq, a predicted model, not a curated record
AUGGGGUUCAAGGGCAUGUUCGAUCUAGAGAAGCACUACGCGUUCUACGGCGCGUACCACCGCCACCGGGUCAACGUCCUGAUGCACACCCUCUUCGUGUGGCCGCUCUUCUUCUCCUUCCUCGUCCUCUUCUACUUCACCCCUCCCAUCUGCAGCCUCUUCUUCAGCGUCCCCCCCAAGUGCUUCCUGACCAGCCACGGCCUGCUCCUCAACUUCGGCUUCUUCCUCGCCCUGCUCUACGCCGUCACCUACGUGUGCCUGGACUGGAAAGCCGGCUCUCUGGCCGCUCUGCUCUGCUUGGCCUGUUGGGUCGGCUCGAGCCUGCUCGCACAGCAGCUCGGCUUCUCUCUGGCAUGGAAGUUCUUUCUGGCGUCGCAAGUGAUAUGCUGGGCCGGUCAGUCCAUCGGUCACGGAGUGUUUGAGAAACGAGCCCCCUCGAACAACAUGGCGCAAGCAUUCGUGAUGGCUCCUUUCUUCGUACUGUUGCAGGUUCUGCAGACAACCUGCGGGUACGAGCCAUACGCAGGGUUCAACCGAAGCGUGGAAGGGAAGAUAGAGGCUGAAAUCGAGCAGUUGCAGAGCAAGACACCCAGCAAGAAGAAGGCCGCUUAGUCAACAAACGUCAACCGGGCUUCUCCGUCGGAGCUCGAGUCAACGCUGGUCUUUAAGAUUGUAAUUUUGUAUGGUUGGGUUUCCAUUGAGCAGAGUUUGACUGAAUCUUCGUCUUUUGAUUGAGAUGGAGUAGCUGAAAUCGCCCUUCAAGUCUUGGUUCUUGAGUUAUGCCAUCCAUGAUUAUUCUAUCAUUUCAUCGUUUUGGGUUAUGACACAGCAGACAGAAUAAAGGAUAACAUUUUUAUUUA